This is a messenger RNA of Orycteropus afer afer, 3531 nucleotides long. Lineage: Eukaryota; Metazoa; Chordata; Mammalia; Tubulidentata; Orycteropodidae. The record is from RefSeq and is a predicted model, not a curated record.
AUGGAAGAUUUUGACUUGGUGAAAACUUUACAAAAGACUUCUCCAUCUUCUGUAGAAUCUGAUGUCAAAAAUUCUCCCCAUUUUCUUGGACUGAACUUAAACACAAAUAGAAGUAGUCCCCACCUUAGUACAAAUGGGGUGUCCUCUUUCUCAGGGAAGACCAGACCAUCUGUAAUUCAAGGUACAGUUGAAGUCCUAACCUCUUUAAUGCAAGAGCUACAAAACAGUGGAAAGACCGAUUCGGAACUUUGGAAAAACUGUGAGACCAGGUGGUUACAGCUGUUCAAUUUGGUGGAAAAACAAUGCCAAGAACAGAUAGUUGCCCAGCAGGAACAGUUCCACAACCAGAUUCAGCGUAUACAGGAAGAGAUAAAAAACUUAGUGAAGUUACAGACCAGUAAUGCUUCCUGGGCUCCCUCUGAUAGUUCUUCAAGCAAACAGAUACCUUCAGAAAGUCAAAUGGGUUUUUCUGAAAACAGUGGGAGAAAUGAGUCUGUUCUCAGUUUUCUUAAGUCUCAAGAGCCAGAAAUGCAGCACACCUCCUCCUCACCAAAGCCAGACUACAACGCAGAGAGCAGUUCAGUGAGCAGUGGAUAUGGCACCUUCUGCGUCUCAGAAUUAAAUACCUACAAAUCGAAAGACCCUAAGGCGUUUAUGGAACACACAGAGGUCCCUGAAGAACAGUAUGGAGCAUCUGUGGUGCAGGCAGAUUCACUUGCAGACGAUGUAACAAAUAAGAGUUUUUGUAUACAGACUACUGGCGAGUUCAGUGCACCUUUAAAGGAUGAUGUUCCUAUCUUUCCUUGUGAAUUUGAGCAUAAUUUUGUUGGUGUAAAUAAGAUUUCUGAAGUAUAUAGUGGGAAAGCAAAUAGUACAUCUGUAACAUCAUGGGCACAAAAGCUGAAGCAGAACCAACCAAAGAGAGCACUCGUAGAAGAGGGAUGUUCAAAAUCUAUGCAAGGAAGUGAGUGUCAGAAGAAACCAGCCGAGAAGCCUGACUUCACUGCUGCUACACAUUCUCGUGCUUUUUACCUUAGUAAACCAGAUGAAAAGCCGAAUUCUUGGAUAUCUGAUUCAGGAACAGGACUGACUUACUGGAAACUGGAGGAGAAGGACAUGUAUCACUCUUUGCCUGAGGCUUUACCAUCCUCCUGCCCGGAUGUGUCACCAAGCCAGUCUAAUACUAGUAAUGAAAUGAAGCUACCAUCACUGAAAGAUAUUUAUCAUAAAAAACAAAGAGAAAACCAACAGUUACCUGAGAGGAGUCUCACCUCUGCUUCCGCUCCAAACCAUCCACCUGAGGUACUGACUCUCGACCCGACAUUACAUGUGAAGCCAGGUCGGCAGAUUUCAGGGAUUCAGCCACAUAGCUUUGUGAAUGUACUCGAUGACCGAGUUUCCUUUCCACCAGACUCUGUCCUAGAGGCUAGUAUAUCUGGCCACUCUGACAUAGACUCAUUUUCACAAGCAAGUAUUUCGGCUUCUCAGUUACCUGGAUUCCCAAAGUACCCAUCAAACACAAAGGCUUCCCUAGUGGACUCUUGGGAAAAUCACGCAUUCCAAAAUGAAAGUAGGACCAGUUCCACGUUCCCUUCAGUGUACACCAUCGAUAGCAACAAUACCUCGGUCAACACUGUUGAUGAAGAAAACACUGUCAUGGUAACUUCAGCCUCAGUCAGUCGGUCUCAGCUUCCAGGUACAGCCAACAGUGUCCCAGAAUGCAUUUCAUUGACUUCCUUGGAAGAUCCUGUGAUAUUGUCUAAGAUCAGGCAGAGCCUGAAGGAGAAGCAUGCUCGACACGUAGCAGAUCUCCGAGCUUAUUAUGAAUCAGAAAUGAAUAGUUUGAAACAGAAACUGGAGGCAAAGGAAAGGUCUGCAGCUGAAGAGUGGAAGAAAGCCAAUCAGAUUCUCGCAGACAGAUGUGGCCAGUUAGACAGUGCGCUGAAUGAGGCGACUAGUCACGUGAGAACACUUGAAAAGAAGAAGAACCUACUGGAAAUAGAAGUGAAUGAUUUAAAGGAACGCUUCACUGCAGCCAGCAAUACUUCUAAGAUUUUGCAGGAACGGAUUGAAGAAAUGAGAGCAAGUAAUAAAGAAAAAGACAGUACCAUCAUCCGGCUAAAAUCUAGGCUGCAGGAGUUAGAGGAAGCCUUUGAGAAUGCUUACAAACUCUCCGAUGAUACAGAAGCCAGACUAAAGCAAGAGAGCAAAAUGUUUCAAGAUCUUUUAGGAGAGUAUGAAGCCCUUGGGAAAGAGCAUGGAAGAGUAAAGGAUACGUUAAAUACAACUGAGAACAAAUUGCUUGAUGCGCAUACUCAGAUUUCUGAUUUGAAAAGAACAAUUUCAAAACUUGAAGCUCAGGUCAAGCAAGUGGAGCAUGAGAAUAUGUUAAGUCUUCGUCACAAUUCUCAAAUUCAUGUGAGACCCUCACGUUCCAAAAUGUUCGCCCCUUCUGAUGUCAGCAGGCGUAAGUGGCUGCUGCCGGGUUCCGAGUACUCCAUCUUCACUGGCCAGCCUUUGGACGUUCCUGAGAGCCCAGCGGGCAGCCUGCGAGAGGAAGCCCACGCUCCCGGGUACCAUUCUCCUCCGGAAAAGGACACCCCUCCCGUAGACUCUCUGGCGGGCUUAGUGAGUACCAAAGAGAGAGGAACUUCAGACACCGCCAUCAGGAAAUCUUUCAAAGAACUCGAUGAGGAAAGAAUGUUUAAAAAUUGGGGCACGCAGACAGAGAAAGAGGACGCCUCAGCUAUGAAUUCCCGGCAAACAGGAACUUCAGUUGGUGCCAGUCAAUCACUGGAGAAAUGUGCCCAACAAAGACAAAAGCGAUUAAGUCCUGCCUCUCAGAGGUCAUCAUCUUUACCACCUUCAAACCGGAAAUCAAACACUCCAACAAAAAGAGAGAUUAUGUUAACACCGGUGACUGUGGCUUAUAGUCCAAAGCGAUCGCCUAAAGAAAAUUUGUCCCCGGGAUUUAGUCAUCUACUUAACAAAAAUGAAAAUAGUCCUGUUCGAUUUGAUAUGCUUUUGGAUGAUUUAGAUACUGUUCCUGUGUCUACAUCACCACGUACCAAUCCAAGAAAACAACUCCAGUUUCUUCCUCUGCAUGACUCGGAAGAAAAAUACUCAGAAAAAGCCUCUGACAACCAUGUUAAUCAUAGCUCUUGCCCCGAACCAUUGCCAAAUGGAGUAAAGAACAUAUCUGUGAGAUCAGCCUGGGAGAAGAAUAAGUCGGUUAGCUAUGAACAGUGUAAGCCUAUUUCAGAAAUGCCACAUGGUAAUGAUUUUGAAUACACAGCCAAAAUUAGGACCCUGGCUGAAACGGAGCGAUUUUUUGACGAGCUUACAAAAGAAAAAGACCAGAUUGAGGCAGCGCUAAGCCGGAUGCCUUCUACUGGAGGACGGAUCUCUUUGCAGACAAGAUUAAACCAGGAAGCCUUGGAAGAUCGUUUGGAAAGGAUUAAUCGAGAACUGGGUUCAGUUCGCAUGACACUAAAGAAGUUUCAUGUUCUGCGCACCUCUGCGAAUCUUUGA